AUGGCCUUCCUCCUGGGAGGAUCAGUUGCUGCAUUUCUUCUUCUCCUAUUCACCACAGUGAAGACGUGCCAUCUCGGUUGUCGGUGUGAGGAGCAGAGUUUCGGAUUGUUCAACAGCUUCAGCCUGACCAGAGUGGACUGCAGUGGACUGGGACCAAACAUAAUUCCGGUUUCAAUUCCUGUAGAAACUUCUUUGCUGGAUCUUUCCUCCAAUGGAAUCCGCUCUAUCGAAGGUGCUGUCCUCUCUGGGCCCGGAUACACCACCCUGUCUAGUCUCAACUUGAGCAACAAUCUUAUCUCUGUCAUGAAUGGAAGCGUUUUUUCCAAAUUGCGAUAUCUGGAGACACUAGAUCUGAGCUGGAACGCCAUCAAGGUCCUUGUGGAAGGUUUUUCAGGACUUCCUCUGGCCGAGGUAGAUCUGAGUCACAACCUAAUUCAUGAAAUCGACCUAAAUGUCUUUCGAGUCCAGGAUCAUGGAAGGCCUUUCAGUGUGGAUCUGUCUUAUAACUUGCUGAAAUCUGUUACGAGAAGUAAACUUUCACAACCUCUCAACAUACAGAGCCUUAAUUUAGCAGGAAAUGAGCUGACAUCCGUGCCAAACCUGCAGGACAUCUCUUUAUGGUUUCUCACCCUGGAUGAUAACCCCAUAUCUGUCAUUGAUGAACAGAGUUUCGUUGGAUUGAAAUAUCUCAUCCAUCUUUCUCUCAGCUUAAUGCCUGACUUACAAACCAUCAAACCUCAAAGUUUACAAGAUCUCCAAAACCUACAAGUGCUUGACCUUUCGAAUAACAAAAGACUUAAGACAUUGAGUGCAGAGGUUUUUCAUGGCCUUACAUCACUGCAGGAGCUCAAUUUGUUGAACUGCUGGCUCACGUCUUUGCCGGCUAACAUCCUCCAGCUCCUCCCAAGCAUUAAGAGCAUUGCCCUGAGGGAAGGAGUGAACUGUUGGAGGAUCCAGAAGCAGGAACGAUUUCACAGAUUUGUCCGACGGAGUGAAGCUGAGGCAGCUCUAACCUGUGAUGUGACUGGUGUAAUUUUGUGAGAAACAAAAGAAGACUCUUCGCCUAGUUUGUACCUUAACAGUAUUGUGAAUGAGUUAGUUGUCUUAGUCUUUUUGAUGAUGUCUUAUUACCUUAUACAUAAACGAUUUGGUUACUUUUAACAAGUCAGACAAAGGCUUUUUUUGCAGGCAGAAACGAGCUCUUUUUUGUAAUCGUUGGUUGUUCGUUUCUCAUGUAAGGCUCAUUAUUGCAACCUGGGUGGAGGAAUUAUCACAUGAAUCAACCUGCAUACUGAACCCAAGCCAUUUAGAAAAGAGGCAUCCACCCAA
Molecule: messenger RNA, 1329 nt
Organism: Hemibagrus wyckioides
Lineage: Eukaryota; Metazoa; Chordata; Actinopteri; Siluriformes; Bagridae
Product: tsukushi-like
Exons: 1
Coding region: 1-1041 (346 amino acids)
Cellular component (GO): extracellular matrix
Molecular function (GO): protein binding
Source: RefSeq, a predicted model, not a curated record